Molecule: messenger RNA, 1433 nt
Organism: Maylandia zebra (zebra mbuna)
Lineage: Eukaryota; Metazoa; Chordata; Actinopteri; Cichliformes; Cichlidae
Gene: mapk12a
Product: mitogen-activated protein kinase 12a
Biological process (GO): protein phosphorylation
Molecular function (GO): ATP binding; MAP kinase activity
Source: RefSeq, a predicted model, not a curated record
UCAGGGUGCGCCCUGAGUACAGCUGCGCAAUGAUCGCGGGUGAGCGCAUAGGUGGGAUCUGGGACAAUGAGAUCGUAACGCCGGAAGAGCCUAAACAAGUUUAAAAAGGGGCUUGUGCUGUACUGCCUAUCGAGUUUAUAAUAGAUAAGAUGAAUACGCGAAUCAGACCGGGCUAUCACCGCCUGGAAAUUAACAAAACAUCAUGGGAAGUACCGGAGCGGUACCGGGAUCUGAAGCAGGUGGGGACCGGAGCGUACGGGACGGUAUGCUCUGCAGGAGACUCAAGAACAGGAGCAAAGGUGGCAAUCAAGAAGCUCUACAGACCGUUCCAGUCUGACAUCUUUGCAAAACGGGCCUACAGGGAGCUGAGGCUCCUCAAACACAUGAAACAUGAAAAUGUGAUUGGCCUGUUAGAUGUGUUUACAGCUGACCUCUCUCUGGACAGAUUUCGUGAUUUUUAUCUGGUGAUGCCCUUCAUGGGAACAGAUCUGGGGAAGCUGAUGAAGAUGCAGAAGCUCUCAGAAGAAAAAAUUCAAUAUUUGGUUUACCAGAUGCUUAAAGGGCUCAAGUAUAUCCAUUCUGCUGGUAUCAUUCACAGGGACCUCAAACCAGGAAAUCUCGCUAUCAACCAAGACUGCGAGCUCAAGAUCUUGGACUUUGGCUUAGCCAGGCAGGCAGACAGUGAGAUGACGGGGUACGUAGUAACUCGCUGGUACAGAGCCCCAGAGGUGAUCCUGAACUGGAUGCACUACACUCAGACGGUGGACAUUUGGUCAGUGGGCUGCAUCAUGGCAGAGAUGCUGCAAGGAAAACCUCUUUUUAAAGGCAGUGACCACCUAGAUCAGCUGACUGAGAUCAUGAAGCUCAUAGGAACACCAUCACAGGAAUUUAUAUCAAAACUAGACUCUGAGGAUGCAAAAUCCUACCUCAAAAGCCUUGGAAAAGUGGAAAAGAAAGACUUUCAGAAGGUGUUUUCCACAAGUAAUCCACAAGCCGUGUCAGUGCUGGAGCGAAUGUUAUUGCUAGAUCCAGAAAAACGGGUAACUGCUGCAGAAGCUCUCACGCUGCCUUACUUCACUGAGUUUAGAGACCCAGACGAGGAGACGGAAGCACAGCCAUAUGAUCACUCACUAGACAAUGCAGAGCUGACUUUGGACCAGUGGAAACGUCACACCUUCACAGAGAUCUUGUCUUUCAAGCCUGUUGUGCUGGAAGCCAAGGACCCCUCCAAGGAAACCUCACUGUAACAUGCACAGAGCUGACACUGCAACCUGGAACCAGAACAAACAAACACGUUUUUUUUAAUGACAAUCUCAACUAUGAAAACUCAACUUAAUGAAUGUAAACUGGGAUUUUUCACGACAGUUAAAUAGACACUUUAUUUGUUCUAAAAUAAUAAAUGUUUCAUUAAAAUACAAAGUCUCAGCUGCAAA